UUACUAUUGUUAUGCUCAGAUGCAAUGCAACCAUGAAAGAAUUAACACUGAUUUUCCUCCCUUCAGAUGAAUCCAUAAAAAGAGCCCAGCAGAAACGGAAAACUCAUCUGAAGCAGAAGUUUGAGUGCAUAUUUGAAGGUUUACCAAAGCAGGGCCAACACAUCUUCCUAAAUGAGAUCUAUACAGAGCUCUACAUCACAGAGGGGGGAAGUGGUGGGGUCAAUAAUGAACACGAGGUCAGACAGAUUGAGACAGAAUCCAAGGAACAAAUCACACAGGAGACUACAAUCAUCUGCAAUGACAUCUUUAAGCCUUUACCUGGACAAAAGAAACCCAUCAGAACUGUGCUUACAAAGGGCAUCGCUGGCAUUGGGAAAACUGUCUCUGUGCAGAAGUUCAUUCUGGACUGGGCAGAAGGAAAAGCCAAUCAGGAUGUUGAUUUCAUCUUCACUCUUCCUUUCCGAGAUCUGAAUUUGAAGAAGAAAGAAGCAUUCAGUCUAAUGCAACUUCUGCAGCACUACUUUCCACAGCUGAAAGAGAUCAAAAGUGUUGAUGGUGAUGAAGUCAAAGUUUUAUUUAUCUUUGAUGGUCUGGAUGAGUGUCGAUUUCCUCUAAAUUUCCAAAGCAAUGAGGACUGCUGUGACGUAACAAAGUCAUCAUCAGUGGAUGUGCUGCUGACCAACCUCAUUAAGAGGAAUCUGCUUCCCUCUGCUCUCCUCUGGAUCACCUCCCGACCAGCAGCAGCCAAUCAGAUCCCUCCUGAGUGUGUCCACCAGGUGACAGAGGUACGAGGUUUCAAUGACCCACAGAAGGAGAAGUACUUCAGGAAGAGAAUCAAUGAUGAGAACCAGGCCAGCAGAAUUAUCUCACACAUAAAGUCAUCCAGGAGUCUCUACAUCAUGUGUCACAUACCAGUCUUCUGCUGGAUUUCUGCUACUGUUCUGGAGACAAUGGGUAAAGCAGAGAAUGGAGAUCUGCCCAAAACUCUGACUGAAAUGUACACACACUUCCUGCUAAUUCAGACAAAUGUAAAGAAUCAAAAGUAUCAUAGCACCAAUGUGACAAACUCAAAGAAGAUGUCAGCAUCAGAUACAGAAAUCAUCCUGAAACUGGGGAAGCUGGCUUUUCAACAGCUGGAAAAGGGUAAUCUGAUAUUCUAUGAAGAGGACCUGAAAAAGAGUGGCAUUGAUGUCAGUGAAGCUUCAGUGUACUCUGGGGUGUGCACAGAGAUAUUUAAGGAGGAGUGUGGGUUGUAUAAGGAGGAGGUCUACUGCUUUGUGCAUCUGAGCAUUCAGGAGUAUCUGGCUGCCUUGUUUGUGUUUCAUUCUUGUGUAAAUGAGAACAGAAAUGCACUCCGAGCAAAAACAUAUCCUAUUGACAGAGUGCAGCUGUCUGAGUUACACAGGAGUGCAGUGGAUCAGGCCUUAGAGAGUAAGAAUGGACACCUGGACCUUUUCCUGCGAUUCCUGCUUGGCCUCUCUCUGGACUCCGUUGAGACUUUCUUAAGACACAAAACAAAUCCCAUUGUUACAUUCUUUAAAAGACUAAGGACAAAGCCAGAAAGCAGAUCAGAGAGCAUUGAGAAAACAGUCCAGUACAUUAAGGAGAAGAUCAGAGAGAAAUCUUCAGCAGAAAAGACCAUCAAUAUGUUCCACUGUCUGAAUGAACUGAAUGACAACUCUCUAGUGGAGGAAAUCCAGAAUUCCCUGAGAUCAGGAAAACUUUCUGAUAAAAAGCUGGAACCAGACCAGUGUUCAGCUCUGGCCUUUGUGUUACUGAUGUCAGAGGAGAUCCUGGAUGAGUUUGACUUGAAGACCUACAACACAUCAGCAGCAGGUCAUCAGAGACUGCUACCAGUAGUCAGGAACUGCAGGAAGGCCAUGUGAGUAUUAUGUCAUUAAUAAUGUAGAUUAUUGACAGUGUAUCUUCACACUUUAUAUUUCUGGUUAGAAUAUAGUGCAAUAAAAUUGCCGGGCAACAGAAAAUUUGGUUAAAAAAAGAUUUAUGAAUCAAGAUGUUUUAACUUGUGCCCUCAUUUAAUGUCUUAUAUCCAGAACAUAAGCAGCAUCAAAUGCAAAACCUCAGCACUUACCAUAUAUUUUAUUUUAUUUACUAUUACUAUUUACUAACUGAAUACAUUUACUAAUUAUUUGCAAUGAUAGCAAUUAUGAAAUAAAUAAGAAGUUAAUUGAUAGGCAAUCUUAUG
Molecule: messenger RNA, 2206 nt
Organism: Anguilla rostrata (American eel)
Lineage: Eukaryota; Metazoa; Chordata; Actinopteri; Anguilliformes; Anguillidae
Product: NLR family CARD domain-containing protein 3-like
Exons: 1
Coding region: 12-1886 (624 amino acids)
Biological process (GO): intracellular signal transduction
Source: RefSeq, a predicted model, not a curated record